AUGUGAUACGGAACCUUUUGCAUUGACCGCAGUGCUGCGGAACUAUUUUGAUAAAGUACCGGAAAUGGUAGGGGUGACAUUAGAUUUAUGAAUGAACGCGAAGAAUGAGGAUGAUGGCAAAGUUGGGCUGUCGGUUGCUUCUCCAGCGGGGAGCACAGCUCAUUUCUCCACGGGCAGCUGCUGAAAGCCCCGUCCAGCUGUUGGGUUGUGUCAGGACUGUGAUGAAAGCGACGUUUUUCGAAGAGCACCUUACAGAGGACAACCAGAAGUACUUGAGAAACCUCACGGCAGAGGAAUUCAGGAAACAGACAGCCGAGAAGCUCAACCCUCUCAGAGAUGAGCCCUGGCCGCGACAGGACUGGACAGAAGGAAGUCGCCGAGUUGGGUUAGUUGCUGUCAAGUUGGGGAUGGCUCCUAUCUGGACUAAAACAGGAGAAAGACACGCAGUCACACUAUUGCAGGUGCAAGAUUGCCACGUAAUAAAGUGUCUCCCCAAAGAAGAGUUUGAUGGACGCGCUGCUGCUCUUGUAGUAGGAGGGAAGAACGUGUCACCGUUCCAUAAGUCAGAGGAAGAAAUGGAGAUGUUCAGGAAUGCAGGAGUUCCCCCUAAACAGAAAGUCAGCGUCUUUAGAGUGUCUGACAACGCGAUCAUUAAACCAGGCACUCCUCUGUAUGCAGCACAUUUCCGUCCGGGCCAAUACGUAGACGUCACAGCUAAAUCCAUCGGUAAAGGUUUCCAAGGUGUGAUGAAGCGAUGGGGAUUCAAAGGUCAGCCAGCCAGCCACGGUCAAACCAAAACUCACCGCAGACCAGGAGCUUCUGGACCAGGAGGGGAUCCAGCCAAAGUUUUCAAAGGAAAGAAGAUGCCUGGCAGGAUGGGCAACACGUACAUCACGGCUCACGGACUAAAGGUGUGGAGGGUGAACACCAAGUACAACGUGCUGUACGUUCACGGCACCGUCCCCGGUCACCGGAACUGCGUCCUGAAGGUGAGUGACACGGUACUCCCAACUAGACGCUCUACUCUGCUCAACCCGCCGUUCCCCACCUACUUCACCGAAGAGGAGGGCGACCUGGAUGAAGAUUUGUACGAUGACAACUUGUUCGUUCACACAGAGCCGUCCGUGGCGCUGACCUGACCUGCUUGUAACGACGCGUUUUAAUGCUUUAAUAAAGAAUUACUCCUGGA
Gambusia affinis (western mosquitofish) is the source of this 1189-nucleotide messenger RNA. It is a transcript of the gene mrpl3, whose product is annotated as mitochondrial ribosomal protein L3. Gene Ontology annotation, biological process: translation. The record is from RefSeq and is a predicted model, not a curated record. Gene Ontology annotation, cellular component: mitochondrial large ribosomal subunit; ribosome. NCBI's taxonomy places the organism in Eukaryota, Metazoa, Chordata, Actinopteri, Cyprinodontiformes, Poeciliidae. Gene Ontology annotation, molecular function: structural constituent of ribosome. The transcript is spliced from 11 exons. The coding region runs from base 105 to 1139 and encodes 344 amino acids.